Molecule: messenger RNA, 3049 nt
Organism: Periophthalmus magnuspinnatus
Lineage: Eukaryota; Metazoa; Chordata; Actinopteri; Gobiiformes; Gobiidae
Product: septin-9-like
Exons: 11
Coding region: 376-2196 (606 amino acids)
Biological process (GO): cytoskeleton-dependent cytokinesis
Cellular component (GO): septin complex; septin ring; microtubule cytoskeleton
Molecular function (GO): molecular adaptor activity; GTP binding; GTPase activity
Source: RefSeq, a predicted model, not a curated record
GAGAUAAAGCGGGCGAGCAAGAGAGGAGGGGAGGGGGUGGAGGGGUUGUCAACGCAUUCUCAUUCCCAGCUCUGGAAGUGUAGAAGGAGGAGGACAGGGCUGGAAAAAUACGCUUAAAGAGAAGACUGGAGAUCUAGAGAUUGGGGAAAAACGGAGCCUCGGAUCACUGAGCGUCUAGCAACUCUUGUUUUUUUCUCCUUAUCCCCUUCUCUCCUACCCCCUCCAUCUCCACUGGACUGCAUAGACUCCUAAUUUGGGAUUUGUUUGAAAGCAGGGACUGCAAACUUUUCCUUGCUUGGGAAAGGGAACUCCCGCUGCUCCCCCUCUCACUCUCCAGAACUAUAAACACUUAUAUUCUCAAUAACGCCUCUCAAAAUGUCUGAUUCCUCUGUCAACGCUCACUUGGAAGGGAUCAUAUCAGACUUUGAAGCACUAAAGCGGUCAUUUGAGGUGGAGGAGAGUGAUUCUUCCUCACAUGGCACUUCCCUGAUUCGGCGGUCUUCUAACCCUGUCCGAUCCUCUUCCUCCUCUUCCACAUCUAGCCAGCGGAGCUACGACACAGCAUCUCGAAACUCAGACUACUCCAACAGAGCAUCUCCUUCUGAGUCCUCCAAUCUGCGAUCUCCAAAAACAGGCAUGAAGCGCAUGGAGUUUACUGGCGGUCGAAACCAUGACACAGCCUCCUCUAGACGUACAGAGAUGUCUAUUGAAGUCUCCUCCAAACAGAUUGACAACUCACCCAGUGCUGGCAUAGCUCGCUUUGGGCUUAAGCGGCCCGAGGUCAGCCUGAGUAGUCGGAUUAACCCUGCGGACAGUUCUCUUUCCAACUCUUCAUCCAGAAGGGGUGACCUAAGCGCAGCACGGCCUCUGGAGCCCCCUGCGCCGCCUAGGAGGAUGGACUCGCACCUGUCUUCUGGUGCAACUUCAAGGAUCCCCCGGGCAGAGUCCCAGAGCCCUGUAGUCAGUCCAGUGGAGACCGCCUUUAAAAGGCCAGAGCUGCCCGUCUUCAAACAGAAUGAUGAUAUGUUAGAGAACAACAACCACCACCACCCUCCUGCCCCCACUGCACCCUUGCCCUCUCUGGUUGACACUCGAGGGGAUAGGGUACACUCACCUGUCUCUGAGCUGCCGUCUGUCAGACCUAUUGAAAGGCUGGAGGUGACGCCCAGCUACAGCAGCACCAUGUCUGAGCCGGUGCACCCUGAGGUGGCCCCCACAGUGGGCCCUGUGUAUGGGGAGAAGCCCAGCUCAGUGGUGGAUUUCAGUUAUGUGGGAAUUGAUGCCAUUUUGGAGCAGAUGAGGAGGAAGGCCAUGAAGCAGGGCUUUGAGCUCAACAUUAUGGUAGUCGGUCAGAGUGGUCUGGGUAAAUCCACACUGAUGAACACACUGUUCAAGUCAAAGGUCAGCCGCAAGUAUGUGCAGGCCACAGCCCAAGAGAAGAUCCCCAAAACUAUUGAGAUCAAGUCCAUAAGUCACGACAUCGAGGAGAAAGGUGUGAGAAUGAAACUUACUGUAAUUGACACUCCAGGUUUUGGAGAUCAGAUCAACAAUGAAAACUGUUGGCAGCCCAUCAUGAGAUUCAUUAAUGACCAGUAUGAAGCAUACCUUCAAGAGGAAAUCAACAUCAACAGAAAGAAAAGGAUCCCUGACUCCAGGGUGCACUGCUGUAUAUACUUUAUUCCUCCCACUGGCCACUGUCUCCGACCUCUAGAUGUUGAAUUUAUGAGACGUCUAAGUAAAGUGGUCAACAUUGUUCCGGUCAUUGCCAAAGCAGAUACGUUAACCUUGGAGGAGAGGGACUUCUUCAAACAAAAGAUCAGGGAAGACCUACGAGCCAAUGGUAUUGAUGUUUACCCCCAAAAAGAGUUUGAUGAGGACCAGGAGGACAGAAUGAUAAAUGAAAAGAUCAGAGAGAUGAUACCAUUCGCUGUGGUGGGCAGUGAUCAGGAGUACCAGGUUAAUGGCAGAAGGCUCUUGGGCAGAAAAACCAAGUGGGGAACAAUUGAAGUGGAGAACAUUGCCCAUUGUGAAUUCGCCUAUUUAAGAGAUCUUCUCAUCAGGACCCAUAUGCAGAACAUAAAGGACAUCACCAGUACCAUCCAUUACGAGAUGUACCGUGUACGUCGACUGAAUGAGAACAACACAGGAGCGGUGCACACUAAUGGCCUCUCAGACCACUCUGCUCAUGAGAUGUAAUUGGCUCCCCCUGCUGACUUUACUCACAUACUACUCCACAUCGCAGGUGGGAGACGCGCUUCAGAGCUCGCCGGAGGGACUUGUGAGGUGCAGUGGCUGAAAGAACUGUUGAUGUCGCUACUGUCCUCACAUUCUGAAGAAACAUGCAGAGUUUUGUUGCUGCUGCCUGAAUAUACAUGCUUUCUGAUCUUAUUUUACGUUUUAAUCUUAACACCAAAGUUUAAGCAUCUGCCAAAUGACUAAAGACAUUUGCCAAAUUGUUUUAAUGAAUCUGAACUUUUAGCAGUAUGUUGGGGCUUACUUGCCCAUGCAUGCAGGAAACAAGAUUGAUCAAUCUGAUGGAUAUAAAAAGAUGGACUGAUUCAAGGCCAAAGAUACUAGCAGCUCAUAAAGCUGAUCUAUGUGAGAAUGGCAGAAAAUACAUUCUAAUUUCUUUAAUCACUUCAUUUUAGUCUGUUUGUUUUUUGUGUUCAAUGUGAGCAUGAAUAUGUUCAUUUGUUAUACACUUUGAUGUUUCUUCAAAUAUCUUAAAGUGAUUAUUUUAAGAUGAAAAGUAUAUGUACAUUUAAAAUGUGAACGGUUGAACCACAGUUGCCCAUUUUAACACUAUCAAUAUCCUUGCCACACAGUGCCUUAUUUAUCGGCAAAUGCUGGUGAUUAGAUGUAACUGAAACUGGAGCAUAGGAUAGAUUAUCUAUUUUUGACCAGCCCAGUUAUUUCUUUGCAAUAUACACCUCUGUCCCACAAAAUGGCUCUUUUGGCAUCAAUGUCGUCAUCUUGUAUUUUCUAAUGUGUCUUAUGUUUUUGUACUAUUAAUAACAAAUGUUUAUCUUAUUUUAAAUAAAGAAUAUUA